AUGGCUGGUGGGUUUAUAGCGUCUAGUGGUGAUUCCCCUGCUUUUCCGGGGAAAAUGACCCUUUACGUCUUCAUUUGUGUCAUUAUUGCCGCUUUUGGUGGUUUGAUCUUUGGUUAUGAUAUUGGAAUCUCUGGUACCAUUCUCCUCUCUGUCAAUUUCAUUAAGAUAUGUUCAUUUUAG
Messenger RNA from Eruca vesicaria subsp. sativa (arugula), 180 nucleotides. NCBI's taxonomy places the organism in Eukaryota, Viridiplantae, Streptophyta, Magnoliopsida, Brassicales, Brassicaceae. The record is from the annotation of a GenBank genome assembly.